UGAACUCAAUAUAGGGAACGUGUCAUUAGGUUGGAAGCGUGAGUGAGGUGUUAGGGUUUUGGCGAGACUAGUUUGUUCUUCUGAACCUUUCUAGUCUUCUCCUCUUUCCAUCUCCACCUAGGGGUGGCCACAAGAGAACACAUCCCAAGCAAGGCGAAAUGGGAAAGGGUACGGGAAGCUUCGGUAAGAGAAGGAACAAGACCCAUACACUCUGCAAUCGUUGUGGACGCCGCAGCUUUCAUCUCCAGAAGAGCCGUUGCGCUGCCUGUGGAUACCCAUCUGCUCGCAUUCGCAAAUAUAACUGGAGUGUGAAGGCUAUUAGGAGGAAGACUACUGGAACUGGAAGAAUGAGGUAUCUCCGUCAUGUGGCUCGAAGGUUCAAAAGCAACUUUAGAGAAGGAACUGAAGCAGCCCCGAGGAGUAAGGGUCUUCAGAAAUCAUAGAGCCAAUGGCAUAGGAGAAAACAUAAUUUUGCAGUAUGUCAUUGAGCAGUUGAAGCCUCUUCUGUUGAUUAUAAUUUCAAUCGAAAAUGUGCACUUUUGCACAUCAAUAAUUUCAAUUAAAUCCUGGAUUUUGAAUAGUUGGAUACUCUCUUGUCAGUUUUGUUUCCUAGUUCUUCAAAAGGACGAAUCAUACUUCCUAGAUGCUAAUGUGAUUGGUUUCUAUUUGCACCAAAAA
Molecule: messenger RNA, 678 nt
Organism: Macadamia integrifolia
Lineage: Eukaryota; Viridiplantae; Streptophyta; Magnoliopsida; Proteales; Proteaceae
Product: 60S ribosomal protein L37-3-like
Exons: 4
Coding region: 159-443 (94 amino acids)
Biological process (GO): translation
Cellular component (GO): ribosome; cytosolic large ribosomal subunit
Molecular function (GO): structural constituent of ribosome; RNA binding
Source: RefSeq, a predicted model, not a curated record